Messenger RNA from Trichomonas vaginalis G3, 4470 nucleotides. Its product is annotated as dedicator of cytokinesis DOCK family. The record is from RefSeq and is a predicted model, not a curated record. The transcript has a single exon. Gene Ontology annotation, biological process: positive regulation of GTPase activity; small GTPase-mediated signal transduction. Gene Ontology annotation, molecular function: guanyl-nucleotide exchange factor activity. Lineage: Eukaryota; Parabasalia; Trichomonadida; Trichomonadidae. Bases 1 to 4470 code for a protein of 1489 amino acids.
AUGUCGCUGUCCUGGGAUGCUGACAAAAUCAUCGAUGACUGGCUCAAAUCUCAGCAUCAGGACAACGAUGAGUCUGAUUGGACAGAACCUUUUGUUGUUAGCUGCAGUCGAACGAAAAAUCCAUUUUAUUCCGAUUAUGCAAACAGUUUUAAGCAACUACCGUCAUACGAAGAAAACUGGAUUGUUGACUUAUACACUAAUCAAACAUUUGAAAUGAAAUUCACAGACUGUUCCGUCACAAAAUUUACUCCGAUUCCUCCUCGUCCAAUUACGUUUUUAUCAGAUUGCAGACUAAACAGCGCCAUACUAAUGACCAAAACAGUCGCAUGCCCUAUACUGCAAUCGUAUUGGACUGGAAAAAAGAUUAAUGUUAUAGAAAACCCAAUCAAUUUAGGAGCGGCGAUACAACGGAAGACAUCAUCGUACUUUGAGUUCACUGUUUCAGAAUUCCUUUCUAACCAAGAUCUCUUUGAACCUCUUUUAUUUACUGGAUUUAUGUUCAGCGGUCAACAAAUUGUAUCGGAACCAUGGAAUUUUGUGCCUUUGCCAUGCGCAGAAAUUCUUCGUGUUAGUGAUACUAAAGUUUUAGAAAAUACGAAAAUCGUCUAUCGGUUAAAUGAAGUUUCGGAUCGACUAUCUUUAGUGAUUAUCGCAUACCACCCUUACUCUCAGAAGAAUGGUACAACCGUUUUAUCAGCAUAUGAAAAGAAUUCAACAUCAAUCGAAGAAGCUCAAGCAACAAUCAAUAAAUCGAAGAACUCGAACAUUAAUAACUAUUGUCAACUCGGAUACUACAUAGUUUCGCUUCCAACAUUACUAGAAAACGACUUAUUACCACCACCUUUCAUUUCAUCCGAAACUGUUACAGAAAAGAUGCUUCAAAGCAUUGUACAAGGCGGUAUCAAAUAUCCUGCGGAAGAUAAACUGGGUCUUACCAUCAAAAUAAAGAUAUCUGCAAGAGAAAUCGAUGAUUCCACCGUAAUACAGUCAAAUAACCUCCUUGGAUCGAUGAAUUACUCAAUAACAGAGCCUAUACUUAACUUCAGUCACUCCUUGCUCGUUGAAAUGACCUCAGCAACCGUAAAAUUACCAAAUUGGAAAACUGAAGCCGUUUACGUGACCGUGGAGCUUAAGAAAGACCUUGAAAGCGACGGAAUGCCAUUAAUCAAGGACAGAUUCUCUCAAAAACACGUGGAUUGCGCAAAAGGAAUCGCAUGUCCCGCUCACAAGAAAGUAGCGUUCAGAGAAACGUUCAUUAUCGAUCUCCCGCAAAGAGUUGAGAAUGGUUCAAUCGUUGUCUUUACUUUUGUCGCAAUUUCGAGAAAAGGUGACAAAUUUGUUGAAGAAAAGAUUGGCUAUUCGUAUAUUCAUCUCAUGGAUAAGCAUGGUGAACAAGUAGCUCUUAAAGGAGGUAAGUUUGAGCUCGCAAUCAACGAAAUAAAUUCAAAUAAUCCACAAAGUCUCAGAAAUGGCUCUUCUUUGUUCUGCAAGAUCAUGACGACCAGAAGAUCCAAUCUACUUCCGAAAUCCCCCGAAUUAAUAAGAGUUUACAAGUCAAUUCAAAAUAAAUCUUUCAUUCUUGAGGAAUUUCGGAAAGUCGAGCCAAAAGCGUUGUUAAGAAGUUCGUUACAGAUCUUUGAUAUACUUAUUUCGAAUUUUACGGAAGCUCCAAAAGAUAUUUUCGAUAUCUUACUUUAUAUCGCUGAUAUUGCAACGGAUCUAUGUCCAAAGGCAUUUGAUAAAUUCUUGGAUGUGUUCUCCGUCGUUUUUUCCUUCAUGAAAAAUGGUAAUUCGACUCAUGAUUUUCAUGUUUCACUUUUAACAACGUGGGAACACUUUAUUCAUAAGGAACAUGAAGCUUGUAAGAAUGGAAUAGGAAGAGAUGCACCUCUAAUGAAUUUCUUCUUUGUUUUGCUCAUUAAAUCAAUUUAUAUCACAAAAGAUCGUGAUUUCCACCAAGAAAUCAACAUGUUUAUAGACGCUUUCACAAAGUCUAUAGUUGUUCUCAACAAAUCCAAUCACCAAUUGUCAAUCCAGUCGCUCAAAACUUUUUCAUUAUUCGUAUUGAAUCUUUUCGACAUCGGAUUCUACACAGCGGCCAUAGAUUCAAUAGAAGCCCAAGUCAAAGCGUUCGGAGACACAAAAAUAGACCUCAAAUCCUCACUUUUCAUUCUGAAAUCUUCACUUCAGCCAAAAGUGAUCGCAACGGCUCUUCUCCACAUCAAACAUUUCCCUGAGUUCCUGAUAGACCAGAUAGAACGUUGUUUGGUCGCUCAAAACUUCACUGAAUUGGAUAAAAUUUUUUCAAUUUUGAAUUACAACAUUGCGUGCCUUCCUACAUCGAUCUCCAUGGCUGUAUGUACCCAUAUCCUGCCAAUUCUCGACUUCGUUCCCUCUCUUGUCCUUGGAAAUACAGCGAAUGAAGAAAGUCCAUACGUAACAACGUUUAUUUACAUUGUUGGCAUUGUUGAUCCAGACCAUAUAAGGCAAUACAUCAGGACAGCAGAGUCAAAGUCGAGUUUCUUCAAGGCAAUUAUGAAAUCUCUCGAUUUCUUGAGUUAUUCAGGAAAAGCGAAUGAUUCCCAACAGAACAGAUUCUCCCAUAUGCACUGCAAGACCGAAAAAGAGCUUUUGUAUAAGAAAUCUUUCAGUUUAUUCAGAGAAAGAGCUUUUUCCGCCCAAACGAACGUAAUUCGGUUCAUGGGGAAGUUCAUUUUCGAGGAAGGAUACGUUGAAGAGUGCAGUUUGAUCAUUUACCAGCUUUUUUCGUCAAAUUUAGUAAUAAAUUUGGUCGAAGACUUAGUUUUGCUUCUCGUGGAGUUCAUCAAGCUCUAUCCCAAGGAAAUCUUCGAAAAUAAGAAGGUUCCUUUGGCAAAAUUCAUAAUGAAAAUUUUGGAAUUGUCCAGAUUCACGGAAUCAGGCAAUAUCUUCUUCGAUACACUUGAGCAGGUCGAUAAAGCCACUUACGGAUCAACAAACAGGAGUUUGAUGCUUGUAGAAAGAGUUAUUUACAAAUUGCCACUUUUUGUUGUUACAGAGAUAGUUUUGAACCAAUGUUUCGCAAGAACAAUAAUCUUCAAGUACCAGAAGCUCCUCAAAAUGCAAGAUAACUAUCAUAAUAAUAUAGAAUUAUUAGCUGAAGUGAUUUACAACAAACUGCUGCUUUUCCAGCAUUCUCCCGAUGUUGUCUGUGAAAUUCUCCAGGAAAUUGCCAGUACUUCUGCACUCUACGGAUAUUAUUUGGAAUUUGUUAUGUGUAACAUCGCAAUGCUCGCUGUUGUCUUCGAGUACAAUACUCUCCUUGGCCGUAUCGAUAAGAUAUUCGGCUGCGAUUCACAGGCAAUUGCUCUAACCCACAUUUGUCCGUUUGCGAAAGCCUUGAAAUGUCCGGAUAACAUUUUAAAGGACCUUCCCGACGUCCCUGGAUUUUGUGACUCCAAGUAUUUCCACUUUCCGGUCAUUAUUGACUGUAUUAUCAAAAUGAUAAAUUAUAGUCAAGAGAAAGAGUACCAUGAAAUCACUAUAGACCUGAUUGGCAUCGUCAUCCCAUUCAUGCAGUAUAACUCUGAUUACUCGUUCAUGUCUCAGACUUUGGGAAAUAUCUCAAAUUCAGCAGUUGCAGUGGCAGGAAUCGCAAAGGAUCAGGAGAGAUUGCUUGGUAAGUACUACAGAGUCAACUUCUUCGGUGAUGUUUUCAAGGAUGAUGAUAAAAAAUCUUAUAUUUACAGAGAAAAAGAACUUACUAACGUUUUCAAUUUCUCUAAGCGAAUAAUACAAGAUUUAACUAAUGUUCAUCCAGGAAAGAAGUUCGAAAUCAUCCAGGAAUCAUCAAAAGUCGAUGAAUCGAAAUUAAAUUCCGGAAUUGGAUACAUCCAGAUCACUUCCGUUGAUCCGUACAUUACCAAAGAAGAGAGGAAGUUGAGAACAUCGCAGUUCGAAGAGAAAAUGAACAACAAAUUGUUUUAUUUCGACACUCCUUACGUAAUUGGGUCAAAUGAAGCUCAAGGACCAAUAGACAAACAAUGUAGGAGACGAGCCAUCUUCGAACUCGAGCAUCCAAUGCCUUAUAUCCUCAAAAGACAACAAAUUAUUUCAUUUUCAACGAAAGAGUACAAUCCGGCCAAAGUUUCGCUGAGAAUGAUCAAGGACAGGACAUAUGAAAUGGUUUCGUUGAUCGAAACAAAGAAUACAUCGGGAAUUCAACAAAUGUUGAACGGAAAUCUUCUUGUACAAGUAAAUGUUGGGCCAAAGAGGAUUGCUGAGGUAUUCUUGGGCGGUCAGGCAGAGAUUGAUGAGAAAACAAGCUUAAAAUUAAAGAAAGCUUUUGCAGAUUUCCUCGAAAUCAACCAAAAAGCACUUAAAAUUCACGCGGAAUAUAUAAGACAGAAUCCUAUGUUCAUUUCAAUGCAACAGGAAUUGGAAAGCGGUUUUGAAGCAUUGAAAGAACUUAUUUCUAAGUAUAUUGUUUAA